AUGUUAUUUCUGAUAUUUAACGUCUUUUUGUUACUAUUUUCCGGGAGAACAACCGAAGCGAAAUCCUCAAGUUGCGGUGAUUUUCUCUCGUGUCGUUCGGCGAUUCUUAAACAACAUUUGCAAUGUAUUGAAAGGAUUCGAAAAUCUACUGCUUCCACUUGUCGAAAUGAACAUAAUUUCAGACAAUUCCAAGUGCUUUCUCUUCGAAAAGAGGCUUUAUUCUCGAUUUGUGUCGGACGAGAGGAGUCAUGGAAGAAAGUCAGCUCACUGCCGACUUCAGUCAACGAAAAUGGGAAUUGCUCUUCGGCAGUCACCCUAAACCAAUCUUGUUCUUCAACGAUCGAGAAAGAGCUUCAAGUUUGCGAGAGAUUGUUGUCCUGUUGCUCUCAAGCAAACACCUGUUUCAAAGAGUCGUCUGCCUCGUGGUUGACACGAGAAUUGCGCAAAACGAGCGCCAAUUUGCUAAAUCAAGCCGAGAUUUGUGCUCACAAGAUGGGCAAACUCUUGAUCGAUCGAGCUUUUGCGAAAGAUGAUGUGAACCUUGCCCGUGCGGUGAUCGAAAAGACGACAAAAUUGAGAGAAUUGUUGGAUUCAAGAAAUGGGCAAAAUGAUUUCCAAUCAACUCUGGAGCCAACAAUUUCUACGUUUAGAACAACAAUCUCCAGUCUGAUCCUCGACAACGUUACUGUCAGCCCGAAAAAAGAACAAGAGAUUUUGCGGGAGAGAAAACAAAAGUUCGUCAUGCAAAUCCGCCGCAGUCCGCAGCGCUUUUUCUUCUCACCAAUGUUAGAAACAAUUGAGAAGUUACAGAAAGCUCCACUCAACUUGAUCUUCAACGAGAAAAACCUUGAAAAAUCUCUCGCAAUGCCCCCAUCGCCGAUUUGGCUCCAACCUCUCCCCUCAACUCUUCCAUCUUUCCCGAAUCUUUUCACCUCAACCCUACAACCUUUCCCAACCACUCGUUUACCGAGAAAACCGUUUAUAGAAAUGAUUCAUCAAAUCACAAGCUCAAAACUGACAACAACUGUUUCCUCAAAUCAAAAUAGACAUGACACUUUAACAAAUCCCAUGAAGACGAGUGAAGUAAAUCGAAAAUUGAACAGUCGUGAAGAGGUGAAACCAGUCGAACAGUUGAUAGAAAGCACAAAAGCACCGCCCAGAGCUCAUCUCAUGUCGAAAAGGAAACUCCUCAAAAAGGAACCAGUGAACGCCGAUCUGAAUGUGGCAAAGAUUAUUCUUCAACUUUUUGAUACGGCCAAAGAAACCCCAAUCGAGCGACGAAAUUCUUUCGAAUUCCCCAAAAAGCUCGCCGAUCCUCAAUCUCAUCAAACAAUGAAUUUGAUUGAAAACAGUGUCAACAUGAAGCUCAAGCCAAUCGUUUGGACAAGCGAAGAGAAAGAGAACCUCUCCUUGCCGAAGAGUGGAUUGGAAUUCGAAAAGCCACCAUGGCUUAGCGAGAGAUUCAACAGUUUCGAUUCACACAACGGUGGUUCAGUCCCGAAACUUGUCUGGCACAAAAAUACUGUCUCUAGAGCUGUCUCUACGUAUUUCAAGCCCUACUUCCAAAAGCUCAAAUCAUUGAACAUGUCGAUCGAGGAGGUGCCCGAGAUACGAGUCUAUCGAAAGAAAAUCCAAUCAACGCCCAUCGAACCAACGCUCAUCGAUGUCGAGGUGGCAAAACUGCAGAAACUCCCGAAAGAGACGCUGGAACCGUUCGGUGAUGGGAGCCAGGCAUUACCGCUGCCCGAUCUUGAUUCAAAACCAUUCGCCCCACGAAACAGCUUUGACGAGAAGAAUUUUGUCGACAGUGAUUACUUUGAGUCACCUCAUUAUCAGACAAGCAUCGAGUUUGAGAAUAUAUCACCGGAGAUCAACGAUCAAACGAAAGAGGAUUCUGAUGAACAGAGAUUGAUUGUGACAACAUCGACAACAACAUCGACAACAACGACAACCACUACUACAACUAGAACUAAAAGCACUCAUCUUCCUCCUCUAAUCACCGCUCUCUAUCAUCACCGAAAAUAUCUGCACAUCGAUGAAAGUUCAGAGCUGAAGCCAUCAACCAAAUCCACAAUUUCUCUCGUUGUCGACUCGAUUAAAAGCUUGAAGCACUUAUCCGCCGGAAAGACUCCAGAAGUGGAAAAAAAAGCUGAGCCAUUUUUGGUGGAAAAUGAGAUCAAAUUCGUACGAAAUGUCAAAAAUGGAGGCACAAAAAAGAUCGAGAAAGCUAAAAAAUUCUCGAAACAUUGGGGGAAAUCGAUCGUGAAAAAGGGAAGAAAGAGGACGAGGCGACGCGGGGGAAAGAAGGCAAAGAAGGCAAAGAAAUUCGAUCAGAAAAAAGAGGCGCUUGUUCUUGUGUCACCGAUUCAAUCACUACAAGUAGAGAAUAACCCCAUAAAAUUGCCGCUUUUCCGAACGAAAAUCCGUGUCUCUGCGCUGAAAAUCGAAAAGGAUCGAGAGAUUCAAAACGAAAAUCCAGACUCAAAAGAAGCUUUGAAGAGAACGAAAAUCGUUGAAAAAAAAGCGCAAACAAAGGAGAAAAUAGACUAUUCCCCAAUUGUGAACGGGUUGAUCGAAAGCGAGAAACGAAUGCGAAUACUCAUCGAUCCGAAAAGGUACCCAUCACUAUCCCCUUGCGAUCUCUAUUCGGUUUGCCUUGACGAAAUGCAUCUACAGGAAGACGAUUGUCUCCCCGAUUCGGGUCGACUUUUGCCCGGACUCCCGGGACGCCGAAUCGGCGAAUGCAACCAGAAAAUGAUACCUAAAUAUCAACAAUUGGAUCUAUCAAUUCGCGAGCUCGAGUCAAAUUUCAUCGAUUGUCUCCAAGGGGAAAUCGCGAGGCGAAAAGAGGCUCGGAUAUGGAAUGAUCGAUCAUCGACUUGUUCCUCGACUCUCCCAUCACUUCCUAAACUCGAUCCAACUUGCCCAAAGCGUUUGGGUCAAAUGAAACGUCUUUGCGAGAAAUUUGCCGAUUGUUGCCCAGAAGUUGGAAGUUGUCGCUCUAUGACUGACACCUCGGCGUUGGCCACCAAAAUUCGUCAAGACAAGCAAAAACUGAGCGAAGAAGCGGCUCAAUGUCAAAUCAAUGCCGCUCGCCACUAUCGAAAUAGACGAAAAAGACAGAAAAAUUUGAAAAAC
Molecule: messenger RNA, 3138 nt
Organism: Mesorhabditis belari
Lineage: Eukaryota; Metazoa; Nematoda; Chromadorea; Rhabditida; Rhabditidae
Source: the annotation of a GenBank genome assembly